AUGGUUUCAGAAGAAGCUAAAAAGAAACUAUAUGAUGCUGCAACAACGAAUGAUGUAGCAACUUUCCAAAUACUUGUGCAACAAGAUCCAUUUCUUGUUGAUCAUGUUUCAUUUCCACGUUCAAAAAGUCUCUUACAUUUUGCAGCUGAAAGUGGGCACGUUGAGAUUGCCAGAAUAUUGUUAUCUGUAGCCCCUGAGAUGCGCUGGUGGCAAGAUGAUCAAGGCAUGAACCCGGUUCAUAUUGCAGCCAUGAGAGGGAAGGUCGAGAUCUUGGAGAUGUUGCUUCAGCUGGACUUGUAUCCUGCUAUGGAGAGACUGAAUCGAGGCCAGACUGUGAUGCACUUGCGCGUGAAACAUUGCCAGCUUGAGACGUUGAAGUGUUUGGCUGAGAAAAUGCGCGAUCUUGUGAAUGUGAAGGAUGAUGAUGGAGAGACACUCUUGCAUUUGGCUGUUAGGUGCGAUCAAUUGGAGAUUGUAAAAUAUUUGGUGGAUGACUAUAAAGUAGAGAAUCUAAUGGAGAACUCCAUGGGCAAAACACCGCUGGAUAUCUUGAGUGGGAACUCACAACACACAACUUGGCCUUCAGAAAUUGAAAUGUUAUUAGAUAAGGCAUAUGACCGAAUUCCCAGCAUGUCUCGCGAGUUAACCGACAUAACAAUGGUGGUGGUGGGCCUGAUAGCCGCGAUGGCAUUCAGUGCGGCCGUAAACCCCCCGGGUGGCGUGUGGCAGGACGACACGCCAUCACACAGCAGUGAUGGCAUCUUCACAUCCCAAACUAUACAAACACUUCUCUCGUGCUAA
Messenger RNA from Salvia hispanica, 801 nucleotides. Lineage: Eukaryota; Viridiplantae; Streptophyta; Magnoliopsida; Lamiales; Lamiaceae. The record is from RefSeq and is a predicted model, not a curated record.